GCCCAGCCCUCCCCUUCACCACCGCCCCCUCCCCUCCCCUCUCCCCGCUCCAGAUCGUCCACAUUUUCUGCCGCAUCUCAAGGGCUGAUUGAUUAGCCCUGGAAGCUGCGUUCGUCCCCAUCAGGUACUCGGUUGGGUUGAACCUGCUGUCCCGACCUCCGCCCGACGCCUUCUGGACUCUCGACCAGGCUCAUGGGAUACCUGUCCAUGCCGGCCACUUUACCUCGUGGAUGACUCCUGCUUAGACCAGAGGGUUUUCCGACAUCUCUGGCAAUUUGAUUUUCGACAGACAAAGGUAGAGGACGAAGAAGAACGUCGCGUGGCGACCACCCUCAAAUGGCCCGCUCACGGCAGCCGGCUCGGUUUUCGAGCGAAGCUCCCUCCGAAUCCUCCUCCGCCACCUCCCCCGAUCGCACCGUCGACGACGAUACCGACUUCUUCACAGCCCAGGCCAACGACUCACAAUCCUCCAUCGGCGUCGCAAAUUCCCGCGACAUCCACCUUCACGAUGACGUCGACAUGAUGGUCCCGCCGAUCGCCCGCCUCCCCCCCGAGAUCCUGAUCGCCAUCUUCGCCAAGCUCAGCGCGACGGCCGAUAUGCUGAGCUGUAUGCUGGUCUGCCGCGGCUGGGCCGCCAACUGCGUCGGCAUCCUCUGGCACCGACCGUCCUGCAACAGCUGGAAGAACAUGGCGAGCAUCACGGCCUCGGUGGGCAAGAUGAACGGCUCCUUCUCCUACGCGGAGCUGAUCCGACGGUUGAACCUCUCGGCCCUGACCGACGACGUCAGCGACGGCACCGUCGUCCCUUUUACCCAGUGCAACCGCAUCGAGCGUCUGACCUUGACCAACUGCUCCAAGCUCACGGAUAAGGGCGUCUCGGAGCUGGUUGAGGGCAAUCGGCACCUGCAGGCCCUCGACGUCUCCGAUCUCCGGUCCCUCACGGAUCACACCCUCUUCACGGUGGCAAAGAACUGCCCGCGGCUCCAGGGGUUGAACAUCACCGGUUGUGUCAACGCCACGGAUGAUUCGCUGGUGACCGUGUCGGAGAACUGUCGACAGAUCAAACGCUUGAAAUUGAACGGCCUGACGCAAGUAACGAACCGGGCGAUCAUGUCCUUCGCGCAACAUUGCCCGGCCAUCCUCGAGAUUGACCUCCACGACUGUAAACUGGUCAAGAACCCGUCGGUCACGGCGCUCAUGGCGACGCUGCAGAAUCUCCGCGAGCUGCGGCUGGCCCACUGCACCGAGAUCGACGAUACGGCCUUCCUCGAUCUCCCCAAGCAUCUCUCGAUGGACAGCCUUCGGAUACUCGAUUUGACGGCGUGUGAGAACAUUCGCGACGACGCCGUCGAGCGGAUUGUCCAGGCAGCGCCCCGCUUACGGAACCUGGUGCUGGCCAAGUGUCGCCUCAUCACCGACCGGGCGGUCUGGGCGAUCUGCAAGCUGGGUAAGAACCUACACUACGUCCAUCUGGGGCACUGCUCCAACAUCACCGACACGGCGGUCAUGCAGCUCGUCAAGUCGUGUAAUCGGAUCCGGUACAUCGAUCUGGCCUGCUGCAACAGUCUGACGGACCGGAGUGUCCAGCAGCUGGCGACGCUACCCAAGUUACGGCGGAUCGGGCUGGUCAAAUGCCAGCUCAUCACCGAUCAGAGCAUCUUGGCGCUGGCGCAGCCCAAGGUCUCCCAUCCGACGGGCGUCAGCAGUCUGGAACGGGUGCAUCUCAGUUAUUGUGUGCAUCUGACGAUGCCGGGCAUCCAUGCCUUGCUCAACCAUUGCCCCCGUUUGACCCAUCUGAGUCUCACGGGCGUCGGGGCCUUCCUCCGGCCCGAGCUCACGGUCUUCUGCCGCGAGGCACCCCCCGAGUUUACGCACCAGCAGCGGGAGGUAUUCUGCGUCUUCAGCGGCGACGGGGUCAACCGGCUGCGUGAUUUCCUCAACGGAGUUAUGGAGCCCCCGCGCGACCUGACCGAGGCGACCAUGUACGACGACGACGAAGAGUUGGAUGAGGAGGAAGGCCAGGUGACGGGCCUGAUGCAUGCGACGGCGAUUAACGAUGACGACUAUAUUGACGUCGGACAUACCCAUGAGUUAUAUACGCAUGGCGUGUCUUGUCUUUUAUGUCCCGUUCCUGUUCUUACUUUCUCUCUUUUUCUCACAUGCAUUGAAUGGAGUUCGGAUUUUAUUGCCAUUCAAAUGAAUUAUGAUCGAGUAUGGUCCUCCCGGGCCAAUCCACUGGCCUUCACCCCAUGGCCGGUCACCCUGAUCACGACACUCGUCUACCUCGCGCUGGUCAUCCCCGUCCUGGUCAUUCACAACGUCGUUCCAACCCCCCCACGGUCGAACCCGAAAGGCCUAGAUAUCGCCGAGGCAUGGGCCGACCUGCAGUACCUAACCAACGGGUUCCACCCGUACAACUCGCACCGCAACGAUGAAGUGCGCGACUACCUCCUCCAGCGCAUCCACAAGAUCGUCGACGACGCCCCCUCCCCAGAGACCUACCGGUCGGCCGGCGACGAAAAGCCCGCCGUCUUCGUCUUCGACGACCUGCGCUCCAACCUGACCUUUGCGGACGGCGCCGCCGGCACCGGCGUCUACUUCGAAGGGACCAACAUCAUCGUCUACGUGCGCGGCACCGACGACGACCGCGAACACUGGUGGGAGGAUGAUAAUACGGAGGACGCCCCCAGCCGCGGUGGCGUCCUGGUCAACGCGCACUACGACAGCGUGUCGACGGGCUUCGGCGCCACCGACGACGGCGUCGGCGUCGUGACCUGCCUGCAGCUGCUGCGGUACUUCACGACGCCGGGCCAUGCGCCGCGCCGCGGUCUCGUCGUGCUACUCAAUAACGGCGAGGAGGACUAUCUGAACGGCGCGCGCGUCUUCAGCCAGCAUCCGAUCUCGCGCCUCCCGCGCACCUUUCUGAACCUUGAGGGUGCCGGCGCGGGAACCCGCGCCAUGCUGUUCCGCACGACGGAUGAGGAGGUCACGCGCCAUUAUCGGAGGGCGCCCCAUCCGUUUGGGUCGGUGUUGAGCGCGAACGGGUUUGAUAUGCGGUUGAUCCGCAGUCAGACGGAUUAUGUCGUUUUCAAUGGGGAUAUGGGCAUGCGCGGGCUCGACGUCGCGUUCCUUGAGCCGCGCUCGCGAUAUCAUACGGAUCAGGACGACGCGCGGCAUACUAGCAAGGGCUCGCUGUGGCAUAUGCUGUCGGCGGCGGUGGGGACCACGCGGGGCCUGGUGUCCGAUCCGAGCGAGCAGUUUGAUCGGCCGGUGCAGGCCGGCGCGCCCGGUUCCAAGGGGGUGUGGUUCGAUCUGUUUGGGAGCGCGUUUGUCGUCUUCCGGCUGCAUACGCUGUUUGCGAUCUCGGUGACGCUGCUCGUCGUGGCGCCGCUGGUGCUGCUCGCGACCGGCGUGGCGCUGACCAGGGCCGACAAGAUGUAUCUGUUUCGGUCGGAGGCGCGGUCGCCGGAUCGCCUCGAGGGCGUCCCGCUGCAGGGCCUGCGGGGGUUCUUCCGGUUCCCGUUCCUGUUGGCCAUCCCGACGGUCGUCACGGUCGGCCUGGCGUACCUGGUGACCAAGAUCAACCCGUACGUCAUCAACAGCAGUGAGUAUGCGGUCUGGAGCAUGAUGGUGGCAGCGUGGGUCUUCCUGGCGUGGUUUGUCUCCCGCGUGGCGGACUUCGCGCGGCCGUCGGCCUUUCACCGCGUCUACACCCUGACCUGGAUGUUUGCGGUGUACUGGGUGCUGCUGGUCGUGAUGACGGUCUACGCGAACCGCGACGGGCUCGCCGGGGGGUACUUUAUCUUCUUCGCGUUUGCGGGGGUGUUUGUGGCGACGUGGAUAGGGUACCUGGAGAUGUUCGCGCUCCCCCGACGGUCCGAAUACGCCAGUCUCAUGCAUCCGCCGUCGCGACACACCAGCACCUACGGCAGCCGGAUCAGCACAGCCGUCUCAGGCGACGACCCGGAGACCGAGCACGACGACAGCGACGAGGAGCAUGUCGUCGAAGAGGAACCGACGGAGUCGACAUCUCUGCUAGGCAGCGGCCCACGGACAACAUUCGCCAACUACGUCCGGGUAGGCCACACAGACAGCCACGGCGACGAGGCGGAGUUAGGCGACCCGCGCAUCUACGGCCACGAGCAGCCCUGGAGCGCAAACCUCCUCCAAUGGAGCUGGGCCGUACAAUUCCUGCUCGUCGCGCCGAUAACACUCAUAAUGGUCGGCCCGCUGUCACUCCUACUCACCAGCGCACUGCACCAGACGGGCCCCGACGGCAGCUCCUCGCUUUUCAUCUACAUCGCGCUCGCCAGUCUGACGACGUUCCUCCUAACCCCGCUCCUCCCCUUCAUCCACCGCUUCACCCACCACAUCCCCGUCUUCCUCCUCGCCGUCUUCGCCGGCACACUGAUCUACAACCUCGUGGCAUUCCCCUUCUCCGACUCCAGCCGCCUUAAGCUCUUCUUCAUACAGGAACUCGACCUCGACACGGGGUCUAACCGCGCUUCCCUAACAGGCGUAGCCCCGUUCGUCCAGCUCGCUGCGAAGGGGCUACCCAGCGUACACAGUUCGCAAAACCUAACCUGCAACCCCGUCGCCAACCGCCUUCAAUGCAGCUGGCCCGGUCCGACCCCUAAUGUCGUCGACACCAACACCCCAAUGCAGGACUGGCUCCACCUCAACAUUACAAAAGACGAUGCAUCAUCGAAAUCGAAAUCAGCACACAUAACCCUCUCAGGCCAAAACACCCGCUCCUGCCGCCUCCUCUUCACCCAGCCUAUCACCUCAUUCAACGUGCACGACUCAGCUACCGACCCAGCCCGCUUCCCGGACGGGAGUAGCAACAGUAGUACGAAAGAAAUCCGCCUGUGGAGCCGCACGUGGAACGCAACGUGGGAGGUAGACGUCUCUUGGGAAAAGAAUGACGGGCCGCUCGAAGGCCGCGCGGUGUGUAUCUGGAGUGAUGGGAAUCAGGAGGGCGCUAUUCCUGCGCUGGAUGAGGUGAGACGGUUUGUGCCGCGCUGGGUGGCGGUUAGUAAGUUGCGGGAUGGGUUGGUUGAGGGGGGGAGGGGGUUUACUUUGACUUGACUUGGGUUGGGUUGAUAUGAGCGGUUUUCUGAUUGAGUUUGUUGCGGUUGUUAUACUGUCAUUGAUAUUGUUGUUGGUUGGUUUAUUGAUAUGGUAUGGUAUGGUUUGGUUGAUAUAGUUGAUAUGAUGGUUUGAUGGUGGAUACUGUGUGUAUGGAUCAGUUUCAUUUAAUCUAUGGAUAGGGUAGCGUUAUUCAUAUUUAUUAUCAACAUUCAUUACUAUU
Messenger RNA from Aspergillus campestris IBT 28561, 5311 nucleotides. RefSeq lists its product as uncharacterized. The record is from RefSeq and is a predicted model, not a curated record. The coding region runs from base 337 to 5088 and encodes 1583 amino acids. Gene Ontology annotation, biological process: proteolysis. Gene Ontology annotation, molecular function: metalloexopeptidase activity; protein binding. The transcript has 5 exons. Lineage: Eukaryota; Fungi; Ascomycota; Eurotiomycetes; Eurotiales; Aspergillaceae.